AUGCCAUCGAAGAAUAGCCGGGAGUCUGAAGAAAGUGCAGGUGAAGAUGAAUUUCAGGUGGAAAAAAUCCUGAAGGUUCGUAUAAGAAAUGGACGAAAAGAGUACUUCCUCAAAUGGAAGGGUUACUCAGAGGAGGACAAUACAUGGGAGCCAGAAGAAAACUUGGAUUGCCCUGACUUAAUCAAGGAAUUCGAAGAAAGACGGGCUCGUGAAAGAACCUCACUUACUAGCCCUGCCAGGACUUCGAGUGCUGACUCUAAACUAAAAAACAGAUCUAAAGGAUCGUCACUCAGUUCAGAUAGCGCUAAGGACAUUAGUGAAGAAGUACCCGAACCAGCAAAGAAAAAGCGAACAUCCAGCAUACCCGCGAGUGUGGAAGAGUCAGCUAGCGAAGUGCCAAAUGUUCCAGAUGAACCAAAGGAACCUACAAACGAAGACCAGAAGCAGAAAGUUGUCAAGGCGACUGGGAAGACGCGCGGAUUUGCUCGGGGGUUGAAAGCUGAAAGGAUUAUUGGAGCUACAGACUCAAGUGGUGAACUGAUGUUUUUGAUGAAAUGGAAAGAUUCUGAUGAGGCUGACUUGGUACCUGCUCGUGAAGCAAACAUCAAAUGUCCACAAAUCGUAAUCCGUUUUUACGAAGAAAGACUAACCUGGCACACACCCGAAAAUCGGCCUUCUGGGACUCCGCGUUCUGGAUCCACCACUCCAAGCGCUGCAACUGCAGCGGCACGCACUUGA
Molecule: messenger RNA, 738 nt
Organism: Schistosoma curassoni
Lineage: Eukaryota; Metazoa; Platyhelminthes; Trematoda; Strigeidida; Schistosomatidae
Source: the annotation of a GenBank genome assembly